AUGUAUCGCUCACAAUGUCAACGGGCUCUGCGGUCGCAGAGACUUGCAUCCUUAAGAAUCACAUGCCGGACUUCCCCUUCUCCUCAAGCGCGUGCCUUCUCCACCUCGGAGCGGCGCGACAUCAUGAGUAUGACCGGCUUUACAGAGGAACAGCUCACAGUCCGUGAAGCCAUUUCAAACAUUUGCGCUAAAUUCCCAAACACAUACUGGCAGGAGCAUGACCAGCAAGAAAAAGAUCCCAAGGACUUCCAUGCUGCUUUGGCGAAGGAUGGCUGGCUCGGCAUCGCUUUACCCGAACACCUCGGCGGUGCAGGUCUCGGUAUCUCCGAGGCUACAAUGAUGAUGCAGACUAUCACACAAUCUGGCGCUGGUAUUGCUGGCGCCCAGGCUAUCCACGCAAAUGUGUAUGCCACACAGCCAUUGGCCAAGUUCGGCACCAAGGAGCAGCUGGAAACUACCAUCCCAAAUAUCAUUAAUGGAACAUGGCGGACAUGCUUCGGUGUGACCGAGCCAAACACCGGCCUUGAGACCCUCAAGUUGAAAACUCUCGCCAAAAAGACCGAGAAUGGCUACUCUGUCACCGGCCAAAAGAUUUGGAUUACUUGUGCGCAGGUCGCAUCGAAGAUGAUACUUUUGGCCCGGACUACGCCCCUCGAAGAAGUCAAAAAGACAACUGAAGGUCUCUCCAUGUUUUGCAUCGACAUCGACAAGGAGAACUCCGGUCUAGAUCUGCGCAAAAUUAAGAAGAUGGGUGGCUGUGCCGUGGAUGCCAACGAGGUUUUCUUCGACGACUAUAAGGUUCCUGCCAACACCCUGAUUGGCGGCGAAAAUGAUGGAUUCAAAAUCAUUCUUCACGGCAUGAACGCCGAGCGCUGUCUUCUCGCAGGUGAGGCUCUCGGAUUAGGCUAUGCUGCCCUGGAGAAGGCUUCGCAAUAUGCGAAGGAUCGCGUGGUAUUUGGAAGACCGAUCGGCCAGAACCAAGGUGUCGCCCAUCCUUUAGCGGACGCAUACAUGAAGUUGGAGGCUGCAAAACUAGCUACCUACCACGCUGCCAGGCUUUAUGAUACCAACGACGGAUCGGUUCCUUUCCAGGAAAUUGGUGUGGCAUGCAAUAGUGCCAAGUACUUGGCUGCUGAAGCCGCUUUCACGGCGUGUGAGCGCGCAGUGUUGGCCCAUGGCGGAAUGGGUUAUGCUGCUGAGUAUGACGUCGAGCGCUAUAUGCGUGAAUGCUUUGUGCCUCGCAUUGCACCGGUCAGUCGCGAGAUGAUUUUGAACUUUGUCAGUGAAAAGGUGCUUGACCUGCCGAGGAGCUAUUGA
Molecule: messenger RNA, 1317 nt
Organism: Penicillium nucicola
Lineage: Eukaryota; Fungi; Ascomycota; Eurotiomycetes; Eurotiales; Aspergillaceae
Product: acyl-CoA dehydrogenase family protein
Exons: 2
Coding region: 1-1317 (438 amino acids)
Molecular function (GO): flavin adenine dinucleotide binding; acyl-CoA dehydrogenase activity
Source: RefSeq, a predicted model, not a curated record